Messenger RNA from Chenopodium quinoa (quinoa), 840 nucleotides. RefSeq names its product cytochrome c oxidase subunit 6b-2. The transcript has 4 exons. The coding region runs from base 149 to 382 and encodes 77 amino acids. Lineage: Eukaryota; Viridiplantae; Streptophyta; Magnoliopsida; Caryophyllales; Amaranthaceae. Gene Ontology annotation, cellular component: mitochondrion; respiratory chain complex IV. The record is from RefSeq and is a predicted model, not a curated record.
AGAUGUUUGUUUUUCUAAAAGGACUAUUAACUUUUUUUUUUUUUUUUUUUUUUGAAGGGGAAGGACUAUUAACUUCAUUUUUCUGCAAUUUUUUGUCUUUCCUCGUUUCAUCGUUUCGCUUCUCACUUUCGUUUGAUCUGAUCGGAAAAUGGACGAGAUCGAACUGAAGACUGCUCCAGCUGAUUUUCGAUUUCCUACAACAAAUCAAACUCGACACUGUUUCACCAGAUAUAUUGAAUUCCACAGGUGCACAGCAGCUAAGGGUGAAGAGUCCGAUGCUUGUGAAAAGUUUGCCAGAUUCUAUCGUGCACUUUGUCCUGGUGAAUGGGUUGAUCGCUGGAAUGAGCAGAGGGAGAAUGGGACUUUUCCUGGGCCUCUGUAAUCACCAAAUGCUUGAUAAAGAUCAAUCUUUCGGCACUUGGAAACUUUAAAUUGCUCUUGAUUUCCUUCAAAUAUUCACUUUUUUUUUUCCAAACCCGGCUGGAUUGAUAAAAUUUCCAUUGAAAUACUCGAAUUUAAUCCUCAUUGCUGUCCACAUAAUGUGUGACUAACUUCAUUGUUAGUUUCAGAUAAUGGUUAUCUUUAAUUGCGUUGCUUGUGUAUUGAUUUGUUCAAUUGUCAACCUGAGCUCAUAGGUUGAUCCAACUUUGGCCCAAAACUUCUAAGAAAGUUUUUCUUUUGGCUCAUAGGGAGUAUAUUUCCACGCUUGGAGUAUUUUCACAUCUUUAUUAACUUCGUAGAACUAGUCUUUUAGUUAAAGAUUGGUGAAAGAAGUGUAAAUUCGUACAUAGUAUAAACGUGUUAAUAACUGCCUCAUGUAGCCGUUGCAUUUUGCCUCCA